Molecule: messenger RNA, 1402 nt
Organism: Bactrocera latifrons
Lineage: Eukaryota; Metazoa; Arthropoda; Insecta; Diptera; Tephritidae
Product: trans-1,2-dihydrobenzene-1,2-diol dehydrogenase
Exons: 3
Coding region: 232-1230 (332 amino acids)
Molecular function (GO): nucleotide binding
Source: RefSeq, a predicted model, not a curated record
AAAUCAAAUUUUCAUACAUACAUAGGGCAUUGAAGUGCUAAUGCAUACAUUAAUGCAGCACUCAAGAUUAUUUGCAUUGAUAACGGCACAACCGACCGUUGCAUCACAUUAGUCCAACGCCUCUGAAAUGCAGCGUGUAAAAUGGUAUUGAUUAGUUUUUCAUAGGACGUCUAAGGUCUAACUGCAAAAGAUAUACCAAAAAAUACAUACAAACAUCCGCAAACAAAGAUUAUGCCAGUGCUUAAGUGGGGCAUCGCCGCAGCGACUAGCAUAACGCACGACUUCGUCAACGCCUUGUCCACCAUAGAGGACAGCCAGCACACCGUGGUGGCUGUGGCUGAUGUGGAAAUGGCACGUGCGCGCGAGUUCGCCGCACGUCACGAAAUACCAAAGUGCUAUGACGGUUUCGACGCUUUGUCACUGGACGCGGACGUCGAUGUGGUCUUCGGGGGCACAUUGAAUGCCUAUCGCUAUCGUGUUGUGCGGCUAAUGUUGGAGCGUGCCAAGCAUGUGUUGUGUGAGAAGCCGUUAUGUUUGAGUGUGCCACAAGCCGAAGAGCUCUAUCGUGUGGCAAAGGAGCGCAAUGUGUUCCUGAUGGAAGGCAUGUGGUCCCGCUGCUUUCCCAGCUAUGCACGCCUCCAUGAACUGCUGCAGUCCGAUUGUAUUGGCGAGAUAACACACAUACAAGUGCAGCACGGCUGUCAAGCUUAUGUGGAGCGCUCACUGUGCAGUUCCAUCACGCUGGAACUUGGUUUAUAUGCGCUGCAAUUGGGACAGCUCAUCUACGGCUCUGCGCCGGUGCAUGUUAAGUGCAAUGCUCAGCUGAAUAACGUCGGUGCCGAUGUGGAAUGUGAAUUCAUUUUGGAUUAUGGUCAGAAUCGCAAAUUGGCUGCCUGCAUUUCGGCUUUGGAGCACUUGGAAAACUGCGCCAAGUUAUUGGGCAGCAAGGGGGAAAUCAAGCUCAACAACUACUGGUGCUGUACAUCGUUAACGAAACCCAAUAAUGUCAAUGAAAAUUGGCCAUUGCCCACCGCAAAAUAUGAAUUCAACCACACAAACGCCUGUGGCCUGCGCUACGAGGCCGAAGAAGUGCGCCGUUGCAUAGAGAAACGCCUACUCGAAUGCCCAUUAUUUACGCAUGCGCAAAGUCUCGAGUUGCUACAAAUCGUCGAGAAGAUGCGCCGACAAAUCGGUGUUAGCUAUGAUGACAUUAUUUGUUUGAGUUUGUAAGUGAAAGUGCCUUCAAAUUAGUUUUUGAGAUUUUUUUUUGGUCACAAUGCAUUCAGAUAAUUGAUUUCUCAUGAAUUACAAAUAUUAUAUAUAUGUAAGUAGUUGUUGUUGUAGUGAAUAUUUACAGCCUGAGUAGCUAAAUAAAGUGCUUUGUCUGCUCUUGAUGUUUAAA